CAACCUUAAAUUUAUAAACAAAUUAAGAAUUCUCGAUUAAUCCGCUGUUUUAAAAGGAAAAACUACAGAAAAUUAAUAAAUUUUCCGAUAAACUCCAUUAAAAAGUAAAAACUAAUAAAAUUUUCUUCAAGAAACCAUUUUUUGUUAACCAAAAAUAAAUAAUUAAAAGACUUCACGAUGUUUGGCGGCGGCAUUCAAUUAGGACAAAACACAUCAUUCAGCGCAAACACAACUACGCCGGGAGUUGGAAAGGAUUUCGAAGUAACUGCGCCUCCAGACGAUAGCGUCUCCGCAUUGGAGUUCAGCCCGGCGACAUUACAGCAAAAUUUCCUCAUAUCCGGUAGUUGGGAUUUUAGUGUUCGUUGUUGGGAAGUCGAACAAACGGGAAAAACGAAUCCAAAGUCAAUGAAAAAUUUGGGAUGUCCCGUUUUGGAUGUUUGUUGGGCUGACGAUGGAACAAAAGUAUUUAUCGCAACAUCAGAUAAACAAGCAAAAUGCUGGGAUCUGGGUUCGGAUCAACUGGUUCAAGUAGCGCAGCAUGAUGCUCCCGUCAAAACUUGUCAUUGGAUCAAAGGUUCAAACUAUUCGUGCUUAAUGACGGGAUCUUGGGACAAAACUCUCAAAUUUUGGGAUACGCGUUCUCAGAGCCCCAUGAUGACGUUAAAUUUACCGGAACGAGCAUAUUGCGCGGAUGUCGAUUAUCCCAUGGCAGUUGUCGGAACUGCAGGUCGCCAUGUCGUCAUUUACUCGUUGGAGAACAAACCGCAGCAAUUUCGUCAAACCGACAGUCCUUUAAAGUAUCAACAUCGUUGCGUCACAAUUUUCAAGGAUAAGAAGAAAACGCCGACGGGAUAUGCUCUCGGAAGUAUCGAGGGACGUGUCGCGAUUCAACACGUGAACGCAAUCAACCCGAAGGAUAAUUUCACGUUCAAGUGCCAUCGUGUCAAUGCAACUGCCGGAUAUCAAGAUAUUUAUGCGGUAAACGAUAUUGCCUUCCAUCCGGUUCAUAACACCUUGGCGACGGUAGGAUCUGACGGAACUUUCAGCUUUUGGGACAAAGAUGCACGCACGAAACUCAAGUCGUCUGACACGAAAGAUCAACCGAUCACGAAAUGUUGCUUUAAUGCAACGGGACAAAUUUUCGCCUAUGCCCUCGGUUACGAUUGGUCAAAGGGACACGAAUUUAAUGUUCCCACGAAGAAACCCGUCAUUUACUUAAGACCGUGCUUUGAUGAGCUAAAAACUCGUAGUAACUAA
This is a messenger RNA of Culicoides brevitarsis, 1257 nucleotides long. RefSeq names its product protein Rae1 (gene Rae1). Gene Ontology annotation, molecular function: ubiquitin binding; RNA binding. Lineage: Eukaryota; Metazoa; Arthropoda; Insecta; Diptera; Ceratopogonidae. The transcript is spliced from 3 exons. Gene Ontology annotation, cellular component: nuclear pore. Gene Ontology annotation, biological process: RNA export from nucleus; transcription-dependent tethering of RNA polymerase II gene DNA at nuclear periphery. The record is from RefSeq and is a predicted model, not a curated record. Bases 178 to 1257 code for a protein of 359 amino acids.